AUGGUGAUGUCUAUUGUCAAAGAAAAUAGUGGAAGUAUAUAUGUGGUCACAACAGAAGGAAAAAUCAUACAACUAUUGAAUGGUUCGUGGUCCGAGUUGGCGGACGAAUGUAACAAAGAGUUACGCGUUAAACGCAUUAGUUGCUGCUCAACUUCUUUGUGGGCUAUUUGUGGCGAUCAUCAAGUGCAUAUGCGAUUGGAGUCGGAGUUGCCAAUCCGUAUUAGAGAAGAGUCCUACGAAAAUCAAAGAUGGAAUCCUAUUGACGGUUUUUCUAAUAAACUCUUACCCACUGACAGACCAUUUUAUUCAAGCCAAGAUGGCUUAACUGACAGAGACCUCAAAAGAGUUAAGUUGCCUAGCCAAGCAUGGGUAUGGGAUGAACAAUGGCACCUUGAGUUGCUGCAUGAAGGGCAACACCUUGAUGCUGAGGGUUGGAUGUAUGCAGUUGAUUUCCCCCGAGCUUAUUCCAAUACAAAAGCUUGGAACUCCUGUGUGAGGAGGAGGAAAUGGGUACGAAAUCGGCGAUAUAAUGGUCUUCGAACUUGGGUUUCCCUACCCCCAGUGGUACUCAACGAUAUGAUGGAACCAUUCAUCGAUAUUGCAACGGGCGGUGCCGAAAUACCAGGUGCUGUGUCCGGUUUCGUGGCUGUAUGGGCAGUAACAAUUAAUGGUCUUCUACUCUACAGAGAAGGGGUAAAUUUGUUAACGUGUCCCGAUGGUACCAACUGGAAGCAGAUCGAAACACCACAAGGAUGUGAACCGUGCCAAGUCAGUGUAGGUCCUCAAGGAGUCGUCUGGAUUUUGGCUUGGACUGGCCAGUUAUUAACUCGUAACGGAGUGACCUGGAAUUGUGAAACAGGAAUCACUUGGUACGAGGUACCGCCUCCCUUUAAGGGACUAUCUUUCAGUCAUAUAUCAGUGGGACUCAAUUCGACUUGGGCAGUUAGCCGUGAAAAUGAAGUUUGGUUGAGAAAGGGGCUGGACUCGUCCAUACUUGGAUCAAGCUGGACGGCCAUGGUUGGCCAGAUGAACUUGGUUUUUACGGGAUCUGGCAGCCAAGUAUGCGGUCUUUCAAUACAAGACCAAAAAAUUUACUUACGGACAGGCAUAAAAACGGAAGAGUCCGGAGGACGAUCUUGGAAGAUGCUCAAAACGGAUGACAUGACUUUCGUCUGGCUGGCUUUUGAUGGAAAAGGUUGCAUACACCGUCUGGAAGACGGCACUGAUUCUUAUUGGACAGAACCUUGGAGAGCCGAGAUUUUACAGAAGCUGCGUGAACGCCAUAGUGAGUGGCAGGACAAAUUUGCUGAAUAUUCCACGGCAGCUGAAAUUACUGAUUGGAUCAAGAACGGCCGAGUUUUGUUACAUAAUCGUUGGGUCAACCUUGGGUUACGCUGCUGCAGUCAAGAACCCUUACUGGAUGUAGAAGAUUUGCGGCUAUUGGCUGUUGAAAUCACUGCCGUACGACGUACCGGAGAUCUCGGACUAGUUGUCCACCAUCUACAGAAUUCACCAAUAAAGCUUUCCUUUACUAGUGAAGAAGAAGUUGAAGAUUGGGCAGCUCACUUGACGAAGGUGACCCGCGCUUCGCGCCAAUGUAUUGGAAUUUUCGCUCAAUCGGUCUGGGCUUUAACAGACAUGGGCGAUCCCUUUGUUCACGAAUCAAAGGUGGAACCAGAAGCAAAAGAUAUUCCUUACCAAAUUGAAAUGACUUCAAAUGCGGGCAACCAAUCAUCAUUAUUUAUCCGCGAUACUCCAGACGGUUUUUACCGUGGUUGUGGAAUUAUUAUAAGUGGUGCCGUGCCCGCCAAUGCAAAUCGUUUUUCUGUUAACCUCCAGUGCGGUCCAACUAUUCAAACCCAUGAGGUAUUCACAGCCAAGCGUGAUGUUGCCUUACACAUUAAUCCGCGAUUCGAUUCCUGUCCUGGAUCUGUCGAAGUCGUGCGCAACUCGUACUCCAAUAAUCUAUGGGACAUAGAAGAGAAAUCGGGGGUCUUCGACCUGCAACCCGGGAACAGAUUUACCAUAUCCAUUCACUGCCAGAAACAACAAUACCUAGUCAAAAUCAAUGAAGUCGUCUUUACGUUUGCAUAUAGACUUUCUCCUUUCAGCGUAUCUCAUCUGGUCGUUAAAGGCGACGUUAACCUCUUCUCAGUUACCUAUUCAAUUCCCAAAACCUCUAUCCCUUCACAUGCAUUGUGGACGCAACUUGGCGGACAUUUUCGCCACGUGGAAGCGUCAUCCAGCGGCGUAGUCUGGGCCUUGGGUCAGGAUGGAACUUGCUGGAUUCACACAGGCUACCACGGGGGCGGGUUUUUCAAAGGAGUUUUUGAUGGGAAUUCUCAUGGAAUCCAUCCUGUCAGUGACGAGGGGCUUGUUAAUCUUUAUGAGAACCAACGUUGGAACCCUGUGGUUCGACACACUUGUUUACAUACCUACUGCCAGAGAAAAUUUGAGUUAACUCCUGUUGUUGUAUACUUACAGGCUGGAUUUUCAGCUCGUGGCUUGCCCACUGAUAGGCCGCCCUGGAGCGACAUAACCGGGUUUCAUACUUACAGUAAAGAAAAUAUGUCGCUUCCAAAUCGAAGUUGGAAAUGGGUUUCUGAAUGGUUGGUUGAUUACCAACCUCCUGGUGGAGCUGACAGGGAAGGAUGGCAAUAUGCGACAGACUAUCCGUCUCGUUACCAUGCACACAAAGGUUCCUUUGAUUACGUCAGACGUAAGCGCUGGCAGCGCAAAUGUCGGUACACAAGUACUGGACCAUGGUUUCAGUUUGGUCUAACGAAGUUAUUAGACGUUUCGAUGCAGGUUGAUCACAGCGGAAGUCCAGAAGAACCGCUUUUAUUGUGGGCUAUUGCAACCAAUGGUUCCAUCCUGCGUCGGGUAGGAGUGACUGUGAUAAAACCGCAAGGUGAUUCAUGGGAAGCAGUGUUAGGCGAGCAUGCUUUCCAAUCUUUGUCGAUUGGAGUAGAGGGACGAGUGUGGGCAAUUACUUCAUUGGGAGCGCCAGCUUUGCGACACAGAGUAACCAACACCAAUCCUGACGGGGUAGCUUGGCUUUUGAUGGAUCGACCCGAAGGCAGUGCCACUCUUCGCCAAAUCUCAGCAGGCGAUACCCAAGUAUGGGCAGUGGACUCCCAGGAUCGCUUGUAUCGACGCAAGGAUAUCGUGCCCAUAUUGCCAGAAGGAACUUCGUGGGAGCUGGUCGAUGAGCAUGUCUUACAUGUGUCUGUAGGGAGACAUGACCAAGUUUGGGCUGUACUGGAUACAAAAGUGAAUGAAACCAAAGUAAAAGAGAAAGGUUCCAUUUGUAUCCGAAGAGGAAUAACUGCAUCUUGUCCUGUCGGCACUGGAUGGGAGUUUGUAAUUGGGGGUGGUUGGAGUUUUGUCUGCAAUCGCGGACAUGACAUUCCAUUUUAACAAAUGCAAGUUUCGUGUUCAUUUGCAUGUGUCAAUCAAGAGAACAGCCGUGUUCAGAUUACUUUAUAAAUUAUCUAAAUGUUCUUUUUUUUUAUAAAUCCGACAUUAAGAAAUCUCAACGAUAUUCUCGCAUUUUGUAGGCGAAUACAAAGUUGCCCACUC
Molecule: messenger RNA, 3582 nt
Organism: Daphnia magna
Lineage: Eukaryota; Metazoa; Arthropoda; Branchiopoda; Diplostraca; Daphniidae
Gene: Pex23
Product: tectonin beta-propeller repeat-containing protein
Exons: 12
Coding region: 1-3420 (1139 amino acids)
Cellular component (GO): membrane
Molecular function (GO): carbohydrate binding
Source: RefSeq, a predicted model, not a curated record